Messenger RNA from Columba livia (rock pigeon), 1746 nucleotides. RefSeq lists its product as uncharacterized. NCBI's taxonomy places the organism in Eukaryota, Metazoa, Chordata, Aves, Columbiformes, Columbidae. The record is from RefSeq and is a predicted model, not a curated record. The coding region runs from base 365 to 1663 and encodes 432 amino acids. The transcript has 4 exons.
ACACUGGCCUCUUCCCCCCCCCACCCCAGCAGAGCCCAUGGCUGAGGGUGAGGAACAACCCCCCCAUAAGGCCAAGGGACCCCCAUGUCCUGGGGUGUGAGGACAAGAGCAGGAGGUGACAGCAAGGCUGUCCUGGGAGCAGCAUCUCCCAUCCCUGGGGCACAGACAGGCUUGUUCUGGGGGGGCUCAGGCACAGCCUGUCCCAGCAGCAGGUUCUGGUGGGGGGGCAGGAGCUCCUCACCCCAGCAGGAGUGAGGGCCAGCACCCCAUACCUCCCAGUCCAUCUGGUGGCAUCCUGCUCUGUCCCCCCAGACCAGGGUGUCACCCACACCAUGGGUGACGAUGGGUCUGAGACUCCAUCCUCAUGAUGGCAGGGCUGAGCAGGGGCCCCCCAGCACCAUUCAGCCUGCACAGUAUCCCCCCAUGGGCAUGGCUCGUCCCAGAGAUGGCAUUGGGGCUCCAUGGCCACCCCUGCACCCCAGUGUCAGCGCUGCGCCCCCUGCUUCCCACAGGCAGAGCCACCCGGGACCCUGCAGAUGAGGCCACCGUGCAGCCACCCCAGCAGGCUGCCCCCCCAAGGGGUCCCCCCAGGCAGCCGGGGCUCCCCGAGGACCCCGGGGCCAGCGACCCCUCGGUUGUGAGCACCAUCGUCUGUGCUGUGCUGGGCCCCCGGGGGGUCCGGAUCGUGUUCCACAGCAUGCAGCGGGCGCUGGACACGUCCCAGAGGUGGCUGAACCGGCACCUGAGCGAGAGGCAGGCAGAUGAAGCCCGGAGACGAGUGGUGGCCAUAACACAGCAGCUCUGGCCGCGGCCACCAGACAUCCGCCCCCAGCUCGCCCGGCUCCAGCGCGUCCUCGGCCUGACGGACUCCACGCGGGAAGGUGGCGGCCCGGAGGUGUACAGGACCAUGGUGACGGUGCGGGGACAAGUGGCGGCUGCGGGUUGGAUGCUGGUGCAGCAGCUGUGGGACGUCUCGGCCAGGCUGUGGGAUGUCUCGGAGAACCUGCGGGCUCGGGCCGAGAGGCUGCGGGUGCCGCUGAGCAAGGCAGCACGGAGAGCGCGGCGCAGGGUGGCCGAGCUCCGUAACGUCUUUGUCCAGGUCGGGUCCCUGGAGGAGCUGCUGGUGGUCGUGGUGAGCCGGGGAGAGGAGGUGGUGACCCAGGCCUGGCAGGCGCUGGGGGUGUUCCUGCUCCAGCACCCGGCACUGGGGUGGCUGCAGGACGCUGCUGGGACAGUGAGACAAGACGCCACCGAUGCUGCUGGGACAGGGAGACCAGACACCACCAAUGCUGCUGGGACAGGGAGACCAGACACCACCGAGGCUGCUGGGACGGUGACACCAGAUACCACCAGUUCUGCUGAGAUGGUGACACCAGACACCACCAGUUCUGCUGAGAUGGUGGCAUCAGACACCACCAGUUCUGCUGAGAUGGUGGCACCAGGCAGCACCAAAUCUGCUGAGAUGGUGACACCAGACACCACUAAUUCUGCUGAGGUGGUGGCACCGGACAGCAUCAAAUCUGCAGAGAUGGUGGCACCAGACAUGCCCAGUUCAGCUGGGAUGGUGGCACCAGACAGCACCGAGGCUGCCGAGAUGGUGACACCAGACAGCACCGAGGCUGCUGAGCCACCAGACACUGCCCCCCCGGACCCCCAGCCCUAAGGGUGCCCAGUUUAACCAGCCAUGCGGGGAUCUGAAACCCCAUGGUGUCCUCGGUGCCACCAACAAGGCUCUGCUCAUGCUGA